Molecule: messenger RNA, 1110 nt
Organism: Trichobilharzia regenti
Lineage: Eukaryota; Metazoa; Platyhelminthes; Trematoda; Strigeidida; Schistosomatidae
Source: the annotation of a GenBank genome assembly
AUGCACAAUAUGGCUUCAGUAAACCGCGAACUUUCACCCAAACUCAAGUCAAAUAAAAGUUCUCCUGUGUUAUCCAAACUACCCGCUUCUUACUCUAUUGAAAGCAAACGUCGGUCAUCUAGCCGGGAACAUAGCUCUUCCAGAAGACGGCACAAGAAAAGGCAUUCAUCUAGAUCCAGCCGUAGGAGUUCUAGCAGACACCAUAGAAGUUCUUCAAAGCGCAGACGUUCUCAUCAUUCAAAACAUAAACAUUCGUCUAAAAAACAUCAUCGCGAUUCCCACUAUCGAGACCGUCGUAGCCGUCAUCGCCACAAGCACCGUCGCCAUAGUUCAACGUCAACCUCCAGUUCAUCGAGUGAUUCUAGUUACGACAGCAGGUCGCGUCACCGAAAUAGUCCAAAUGGUAAACGAAUCACUCAAGCCUCUACAACAAUUCCGAAGGAUUCUAAUUCUCGGCCCAGAACAGAAAACCACGUCGUCACUUCAUCAGCGCCUGUCACCUCGACCACGAAAGUCGCGGAAGUAGCUAACUCGCCUGCGAUUCCUAGUCAAGGUGUCACCACAAAUACUACUCUUCAAAAGCUGACAGCACAAGAUAUUCUGGAUAAAAUUCAAAAGCAUCAACAGCAGCAGGCUAAAGCCCAAGCAUUAGCUGCGGCAGCGGCUGCUAAUCUUCCGAAAUACUAUAAUCCUACGACGGUUAAUGCCGUUAAGCUGGCGGAGCAACAAAAAAAGCGUAAAUUGUUAUGGUCGAAAAAAGACAGUGAUAACACAAGCUCUGACAGCAAGACUUUGUGGGCAACCACAUCUUUAAUUGCUGGGAAAGGUGAUUCUGCUGCUGCAGCUAAAUUCCGGAAAUUAAUGGGCAUUCAUGACACAACUGAAGAAACUGUGGAUGGAAAUACGUCACAAGGAGAUGAAACUGAAGCUUUAAAGCGUGCUGAAGCUCAAGCAGAACUAUUCAGGCGACUAGAGCAUGAAUACGAAAUGUCUCGUACUAUAACUCACACACAACGAGGUGCUGGUCUCGGUUUCAGUUCCGCUAGUCAUGUCGAUUAUAGUGCAUAUGCUGCAAUGCAGCCUGACAAAGAUAAAAACACUAACUUUUAA